AUGCCCAUCACUCGCGCGGCGUCGAGCAAUUCCCUCUCCAAUGGUGUAGGGCCGAGCUCGAGCAGGAAGAAGAAAGCUCCAGCGAAACCGCCAGCGGGAGAGAUCAUCGUGAUAUCGGAUUCGGAGGAGGAAGAAGAUAUCAAACCCGCCGUUCACCACCACAAGUCGUCGAAGAAGCGGACGAUAUCGCAGACCGGGCCGUCCUCUGGUUCGAGCAAGCGCGCUCGCACCUCGACGGUGUCUGACUUUUCAGGCAUCGAGGUCGUCGAACCCCCCCAGGAUCCCCCGGCGGUCAAGGAGUGGAAGGACCGCGCUCGCGCCGCUGAACAGUUGCAGAAAACGGCCGAGGAGCGUGCACGCCGAUACAAGUCGGCCGAAGCAUCCGCCAAGGCAGACUCCGAGGGUCUUCGCAAGGAAUUGAAGGAGACUCGCGAUAAAGAGAAGCAGUUGGCCGCCAAAGCGGACAUUGCCGAGAAGGCGCUAGCGAAGGCCACGGCUUCGGGCUCAGGCGGAGGUAUCGACCUCGAAGCACUAGAGGAGAGCGUCUCGUGUGAGAUCUGUCAAGAGAAGAUGUGGCAACCUUGGAUGCUUUCCGAAUGUGGCCACGUCUACUGUCAGAAGUGCCUUACGGAUUGGUUUGGUACUACGCAUGCCAAGCAUCUCGAGAGCCAUCCCCACUACGACGUGAACCACGCACCGCCCAUCACGCCCGCACAGCUCGCCCGCCUGCCCAUACAGAUCCAACCCUUCCUUGCGCAUCAAGUCAAUGCUAUCCCGCGCCCGCCGUUCUCUUGCCCUACGUGUCGCGCAGACGUGACGCGCAAGCCGAGUGAGGCCUUCGUCGUGAAGACCAUCGUGCAAUUGAUCGCCGACAAGACCGGCGAAAGGAAUCCGUACCCACCACCGCAGGCGCCCACUCCAGCUCGCCGCUCACGCAGUGGCAAAGCCAAGGCUCCCGUCGUACCAUCUGGUCCUUGGGAUGGGUUCUUCGGGCGCUCGUAG
Messenger RNA from Peniophora sp. CBMAI 1063, 1002 nucleotides. Lineage: Eukaryota; Fungi; Basidiomycota; Agaricomycetes; Russulales; Peniophoraceae. The record is from the annotation of a GenBank genome assembly.